Limulus polyphemus (Atlantic horseshoe crab) is the source of this 1116-nucleotide messenger RNA. Its product is annotated as FMRFamide receptor-like. Lineage: Eukaryota; Metazoa; Arthropoda; Merostomata; Xiphosura; Limulidae. The record is from RefSeq and is a predicted model, not a curated record. The coding region runs from base 1 to 1116 and encodes 371 amino acids. Gene Ontology annotation, molecular function: G protein-coupled receptor activity. Gene Ontology annotation, biological process: G protein-coupled receptor signaling pathway. The transcript has a single exon. Gene Ontology annotation, cellular component: membrane.
AUGAAUCAGACAUUUGAACGGAUGAACGAUACGUGGCGCGGAUUUGGGAGCGAGGAUGGUUCAUCAGGACCAAUUUCCAAUUUAGAACUGUUAUCCACUGGUGUUGGUAUUACUGCUUUGAGUAUCCUGGGUAUAACAGGAAAUGUUAUCUCACUUUUUGUAUUAUCUCGACCUCAGAUGCACUCCUCCAUCAAUUGCAGUCUCCAAGGUUUGGCCAUCUUCGAUACGGGAGUUUUAAUGUGUGCUUUAAUCAUGCUAGGCUUAACAACCCUGGGGAAAAUAGUAUACUGGCUACAUUUUUACACGUGGAUCAUCUUUCCGUUUAUCGUGCCCGUGAUUUAUCCAUUAGCUUUGAUUGCUCAAACAGGAUCGGUGUGGAUGACGGUCGUCGUCACCAUAGAAAGGUACGUAGCAGUUUGCCAUCCUCUUCACGCUAGGUCAUUGUUUACGUACAAGCGCUCGAGGGUGUACAAUCUUCUCGUGACUGGAGUAGCAGUUUGCUACAAUAUUCCUCGGUUUUGGGAAAUUCAAAGGAUCGAAGUUUGGGAUUCCUUCACUAAUUCCACAGCGUAUGACAUCCAACCUUCGGAAUUCCGUAAAAACAAAGUCUACUUCGAAAUCUAUUAUAUUUGGAUGUACUUGUUAAUUAUGUAUUUUCUUCCGUUUCUUACCCUGGCUGUUCUUAACACAUUCAUUUGGCGUUCUGUCAAACAGGCGAACAGAGAUCGUCAGAAACUUAGUCUCAGGCAGCGAAAAGAGAUCAGUCUAGCCACCAUGUUGCUAUGUGUCGUGGUGAUAUUCCUAAUAUGUAACAUCACCGCUCUUAUAGUUAAUAUUCUGGAAUACUUUGACGUGAACUGGGGCUCUUUGGCGCUUUUUUCUAAUCUGCUGGUGACAUUCAAUUCUUCAGUUAACUUCAUAAUUUAUUAUAUUUUCGGACACAAGUUCAAACAGACGCUAUUUUUAUUAUUCUGCAAAAAAAAGCUACGUCGGACUCAGACUUCCACUUCCGGUACAAAUCGAAGUGUUUGGAUAAGAUUUCAGUCCACCAGGUGUCGCCAGCCACAUCUUCAAGACACUAAUUCGAAAAAAAGAACAGCGAGUGUAAACCUCUAA